Messenger RNA from Manis javanica (Malayan pangolin), 2250 nucleotides. RefSeq names its product ETS transcription factor ELK3 (gene ELK3). NCBI's taxonomy places the organism in Eukaryota, Metazoa, Chordata, Mammalia, Pholidota, Manidae. Gene Ontology annotation, molecular function: DNA-binding transcription factor activity, RNA polymerase II-specific; sequence-specific DNA binding. Gene Ontology annotation, cellular component: nucleus. Gene Ontology annotation, biological process: cell differentiation; regulation of transcription by RNA polymerase II. The record is from RefSeq and is a predicted model, not a curated record.
CGCGGUGCGGGGCGAGCGGGGCCGGGCGGCGGAGAAUGCGCGGGCCUCGGCGGCCAGCCCCGGCGCACAGCCGCGGCCGGGGCGCGCGGCGCGGGGCGGAAAAGCCUGUUUACACAGACUGCACACCGCCUGGGGAAUAAUGCAGUAAAGGAAGUGAGCCGGCUCGGCCUGACUGCUCCAACUUCCUGCUCUCACACACACCAGAGGGAAAAAAAAAAAAAGAGAGGAGCGAGAGAAAGAAAAAAAGGGGGAAAAAUCAGGAUCUCAUUACAAGAGCAACAGACCGUCUGCAGACGCCUGUCAGCAUGGAAAGUCGGGGGCUUUCGCCCGGUUCCUCCUAGAAAUUCCCCCGAAGAAGGAUCUUGAAAGCUCCCCCACAUCUGGGUAUGGAGAGUGCAAUCACGCUGUGGCAGUUCCUCUUGCAGUUGCUCCUGGACCAGAAGCACGAGCAUCUUAUCUGCUGGACCUCCAACGAUGGUGAAUUCAAGCUCCUCAAAGCAGAGGAAGUGGCCAAACUGUGGGGACUCCGAAAAAACAAAACGAACAUGAACUAUGAUAAGCUGAGCAGAGCCCUGCGAUACUAUUAUGACAAGAACAUCAUCAAGAAGGUGAUUGGGCAGAAGUUUGUGUACAAGUUUGUCUCUUUCCCGGAGAUACUGAAAAUGGACCCUCAUGCCGUGGAGAUCAGCCGGGAGAGCCUUUUGCUGCAGGACAGCGACUGCAAGGCACCUCCCGAGGGCCGAGAGGCACACAGACACAGCUUGUCAGCCCUCAAAAGCACGAGCCGCAAUGAAUACAUCCACUCAGGCCUGUACUCAUCCUUCACCAUUAAUUCCCUGCAGAACCCACCAGAAUCCUUCAAGACAAUCAAGACAGAGAGGCUGGAGGAGCAGCCGGAAGACAGCCCUCCCGUGGAAGAAGUCAGGACUGUCAUCAGGUUUGUGACCAAUAAAACCGACAAGCACAUCAGCAGGCCCGUGGUGUCCCUGCCUUCCACGUCUGAGGCCUUCCUGACCUCGUCUGUCUCAGCCAAGAUCUCCUCUUUAAUGUUGCCAAACGCCGCCAGCAUUUCAUCUGCGUCACCCUCCUCAUCUCGGUCCCCGUCCCUGUCCCCCAACUCGCCCCUCCAUUCCGAACACAGAAGCCUCUUCCUGGAGGCUGCCUGCCAUGACUCGGAUUCCCUAGAGCCCUUGAACCUGUCAUCAGGCUCCAAGACCAGGUCUCCGUCUCUUCCCCCAAAGGCCAAAAAACCCAAAGGCUUGGAAAUCUCUGCGCCCCCGCUGGUGCUCUCUGGCUCCGACAUCGGCUCCAUUGCCCUCAACAGCCCAGCUCUUCCCUCGGGAUCCCUCACCCCAGCCUUCUUCACUGCGCAGACACCAAAUGGACUGCUUCUGACCCCGAGUCCACUGCUCUCCAGCAUACAUUUCUGGAGCAGCCUUAGUCCAGUUGCUCCACUGAGUCCUGCCCGGCUACAAGGGCCAAAUACGCUGUUCCAGUUUCCAACACUGCUUAAUGGCCACAUGCCAGUGCCAAUCCCCAGUCUGGACAGAGCUGCUUCUCCAGUACUGCUUUCUUCAAACUCUCAGAAAUCCUGAUGACAUCUGACCACAAUUAAAGACUUAUUAGCUGAUGAAACAAGUUUGUCCCCAUGGGCUAGUUUACCUGUGUCAUGAGAAGGACGUUGUGAAACCCUGUUAAUUUGGUUUGCACUUUUCAUAACAUGGAUGGUCUAGAUUUAUGUUAGCAUUUUAAAACUUUUUUUUAUAUUCAACUUAUAUAUGAAAAUCUGUUUUGCAUUAAGUGAAUUUUAAUGUUUUUGUUUUUUUAUAUCUUAAGUGUUGAACACUGUUGACAGUGAAGAACUUUUCUUAAUGGUUUUCAGUGUAACUAAUAAGGAUGUGAAGCUUUUCUUCUCUUUAAUUCUGCAUAUGCUGAAUUGUGCUUAUAUACACUAUAACCAGCUGUGCCUUCCUUUGCAUUUAGUUUUAUGUAAAUGUUUAUAUAUUUUUUAGAAUUAAGAGAAUAUGUUUGAAAGACAAACGUAUCAAACAGCUCUCUAGUAGAAUUUCAUUAUUUUUCACAAAUAGGCAAUAUGAAAGCAUAUUCAUAUUUUUCAUUUUUGCUUUCACUUGUAUAAGAAUUGCCUUAGAACCUCUUUUGAACUAAAAUUCAAUAAAUGUAAUGUCCAAGUAAUGUUUUUAUAAAAAGAAACUAAGCCAUAUUUAGACAAUAAACAUUCAUAAAAAAAAA